AUGUCGGCUCACGUACCUCAGCUUACCUUACUCGUACAAGCAAAGUCAGUGGAGGUGGACGAGGCGGCUUGCCCGGCGUGGAGAGUGGAUAUCAGCCUUGACGGACUCAUCAUAUCGAAGGACAUCAUCUUCUGGGACCCUUUGACUGCUUCGCAAUCUUCCGAGUUGAGAUGGUAUCUAGAACGUUAUGCGACAACUGCGACUCUGGAAAGAGCCAGAGCUUACAAUGCUUCAAGGAUCGUCUCGGGCUACGGUGCGCUACUAUUCGAAGCCCUGCUUCUUUUCCGUGUGUCAAGCAGGAUUAAUAAGAUUGCGAGGGCGCCAGCUGCAUGGUUAAACAUUGACGUACGCGAGCUGAUGGACGCUCAGUCGAUAACGCCCGCAACUUUCCACCGCAUCCAUUGGGAAUCUCUGGAGGUUUCAGAACUCUGGAAAGUCCCAGGUUUGACUAUUGCCGUGCGCAGAGUGGUGGAUCAAGCCAGUCUUCCGGUACAGACACGUAUCCGCACCCUAGCAGCUCCUGUUUUGAACGUCCUUCUUGUGGUCGCCCGUCGGACAGAUUAUGACUCCACUUCACGCAGAGAUAUCGAUCCAAGCAUUGCCUCACGGAAUCUGGAAGUGGUGCAGAACAUUCUCGAGAGAACAAAAGCUCCUUAUCGACUCAACUUGGAGAUUGUUCGUCCGGGAACGUUCUCUGCGUUUGAGAGACAUGUCAAAUCCAGACAGGUAGGAUUUUUCCAUCUUGUUCAUUUCGACCUACAUGGAAAGAUCGGGAUGCGACAAGGAGUAAAAGUAGCCUUCCUCGAAUUCGCUGCGGCGAACAGACCCGGACAACUCUCGGCGGUUUCGGCCCAGAACGUGGCACGUGUCUUGAUAGAGGCAAACAUCCAGGCGGUUUGUCUGAAUGCUUGUGAAUCAGGACGCGCAAAUGCCGGGCAAGAUGCAAAUCUUGCUAAAAUUCUGGUUGCCAAAGGUGUGCAAAAUGUCCUUGCAAUGUCUUACAAAUUGCUCGCCAGUGGUGCCGAGAUCCUCCUACAGUCCUUCUACAAGCACUUAUUGGUGCACGGGGAGCCGUUCGACGUAGCCGCAAGCUAUUGUCGAGCCAGCAUGCGGCAUCACACUGCUCGGAACGCUAGAUUUGGACACGAAGUUCUCAUUUAUGAUUGGGUUGUUCCUGUCAUCUACUGUCACCGUUCGGCCAAGGGGUCACAACCAUGGCAAGUUGGCUCUUGCGUCGGUACAAGGUCUCAGAUCCCAAUGUCCCCCGCGGCUGCGAAAGUUACUUCUUCUUCUUCUGCUAUAGUCGGACCAGAGGAUGAAAGCAUCUUCUCCCGCCUGACUGGAAGAGCCUUUGACAGUCUCAGAUUCGAACAAGUAUCUCUGACAUCUAAGAUUGUUGCAUUAUCUGGACCAGCAGGCAUAGGAAAGACAACAUUUCUCCGCAGUAUUCUCCGUUUCUGGGAGCGAACAAACUACAUUGGAAGCUACGACUUCAUGAAUACCGACAUGUUGAGUGGCUUUGAGGACUCAAGAUUCUUGAGCUACAUUAUUGGCGCUUUAUUGCCUGCCGACACUAUGGACUCUGACGCGGCUCUCUCGGCUCUCCAGGACCCGGCAACCCGGUUCGAGAACUGGGUCCACGACCAUAUAAUGCGAAAUAUAUCAUCGAAGAGGAGGGUGCUGGUUUUCGAUCAAUUGGAUCUCAUGUAUUCUGAAUUUUCUUACUGGGGAGGGUGGUCCAAGCGAAAGAGGUCGCUAUUCGAACUACUCCUUAACGCAUUCAACACCUACCCUCAAGCUGCCGGAUCGCCACCCAAAGUGACCAUUAUCCUCGUGCUUAGGAGAUCUGAUCCUGUGUGGUUGGCGAGGCAUUUCAGUUCCUUGCUGAAUAUCGACAAAUUCGAGCUGCCGCGCUUGUCCUUCACGGACUCUGAGGAGUACGUUACGACUAUACUCUCUGUUCCUCUUCAGGUCAGUGGCUGCAGAAGUCAUUCUGAAUCAGAAGCUCUGGGGAAUAUCAUAGGUCUUUCGACCGGCAAUCCUCUCUUCUUGCAACAUGUCUUCACGCUCUACCUGGCAGAUACUGCACCAAAGCGGGCAUGGCUGCCGUUCUUUCCCGAAAAGUACUUUGGUGCCUCCCCCAGGAGGUCAAAGAGUUUACAGCAAUACAGCAGCAGCCUACAUUUCCAUGUUGUUCCGAAACUGGCUCAGGGCGCUUCCAUCCGGCCACGCUUUCUGUACGAACUGGAAGCAAUCAUUACUGGUGCGCCGGAGAUCAUGGUGGCCAUAUGGGCCUUACUGAGCCUGUAUUGGCACACAGGACCGCGUCUUUCGCAGCUCGCCACCAGUGUCCAAAGACUCACCCUAGAUGGAGACGAUGCUGGUAUUGCAAGAAAUCUCGUAGAUUCGCUCGUUGUUGCACAAGACCGAGGUUUUCUAUUGCUGGAUGAUGUGACUCUAGCCAUGGGGGUGCUAGCAUUUGUGGGCGACGCACGAGUGGCCUGGAUUCACCCGCUUUUUACUAUCACGAUGCGGGCAAUGCUGUUUUCCACAGCGUUGAUGUCGCCAUCGCACCGCUACUUCAACCACCUUGAUAGCAUUCGAUGGAUUUUAGGCGCAUAUUCACCGCCGACAUCGAGCGGCAACUUUAGCAAAGCAUUGGUGAUGGAGUUCUUGGAAAGCAUUCAUGACAGAUCCUAUGAAACGAUUCUCGAGGACAGGAAAGGCAACGUCUCAUCAGAAACGACGGAUGCUAGCUUACGGCCAAUGUUGUACAAUAUGUUCUCAGCUAUGCAGAUCUGUGCAAGUCAGAAGCCACUGGUACCAGUACAUCUAUGGCCAAUUUACCAACUCAUAGUUGCAUCUCCGCACCUCAGUCUAGCACUCUCUUCUGGAGAACGGUCGAUGUCAUUACGACUCUACGAGCAGAUCCUGUACAGGUUUCUGGAUCAUAACGACGAUUAUGCAAUACCUCACCAUUAUCAACCUUUGCUAAUGUUCAUCUGCGGCUCUCUUGUCUCAUUCUUACAGCCAGGUCCCUAUUUACCAACUGCCAAAGCAGAGAAGGUGGGAAGAUUGGUGAAGAUGGCUCUCCAAGCAUCGGAAGAUGCUUUCGGGCCUAUGUCGGGACUGCUACUUAUUCGCAUGAAAGCCGUCCUAUACGCGAACGAAGGGCGCCUGCUUAUUGCCAAAGGGGAAGAGCAAGAGGCCAAACGCGCGGAGUUAAGAGCUUUCUCGCUUUGGAAAGAGUCACUAGCUAUAGAAACACAAAGGACCGAAGCCGACGAGCUAGGACUGGAUACGAGACCAAGGCGUUGGAGCGCAGAAGAGGCGGAAGUCCGCGGAUUCGUAACUGAAGACCUGCUCGACCGCUAUCGGUACCUGAAGGCGGCAAGAACAAUACUUGAGCAGGGACCAAACAUUCCUAUCCGAAUGGCAUACUCACCAGGCCUUCGGGACUGGCAGCCGUCGCAGGCUCUGAUCGCCUGGGCUAUGAAUCAAUCAGAAGGACGAGAGCCUAUGACCCCAGAAGGCGUCAAGGACGCUCUCAUGGCUGUGGCAACAAGGGAGUGGGAGAUUUCUACAGCCGGUGCAGCCAUAAGCAAUAUGGACCCUUUUGUAUUGGAGGAGACACCGAGGAGAUACGUCAGUGUCAAACUCGACAACUUCGAGUUGCAACUAAAGCUUCGACUUCUGGAUGAAGCGAUGGACAUAGAUGACUGGCUCCGCGCGGCAAAUCUGUACUACGACUUUGCUCUUCGUCAAGCGGUCAUGGAGGAGGGAGAUUCUCAGAACUACUGGGCCUGCAUCGCAGACAUGUGUCGCCUGUACGAAGGUGAAGACGAACAACAACAGUACAUUGUCGAAUUGUCUGAAAUCGCGGACUGGCACAACAAGCGCCUACGACUUCCCUACUUGUUUGACGAGAUAAACGACACCCUGAGAAAUCACACCGCGAACGAAGCUCUAAAAGCCAUGCUGGAGACGCUGGAGAUAUUUCAAAGCAUGGGAUUAGAUUGGCGCUUCGUGACGAGAGCCACGCUGUCCAUAGAGCGAUUCAAGGAACACCUCGACACCCACUUUGAACAGAAGAAGGGCCCGGAAGGUUUUCCACUUCUCAGUGCCUAUGAUUCAGUUGUGGACGAGUACACAAUGCGUGAGCCAGGUUCUCAUAUGAUGGCAAAGGUUCUAAAAGACUAUAAGAACGACCAAGCGAGCGUCUCGCCAAGUACAAGCGGAUUAAGGCUGGUGGAUGCAUUGACUCACGAGCGUUUGUGCUGGUUAGAAAACUUUGCCUCGACUGAUAUUUCAGGGGGCCAGUCACGGUCGCAUAACACCCCCCGUGGUCGACUAAUGCUUCGAAAGGCGUGGAAACAAGCAAUGAACGAGAUCGGAGCGCCUUUCGAUGCGUUAUCAAUACCGGACUCUGAGCAUGAGCUCGCAGACAAGUAUGACCAUCUCCUAGAGUCACUCAUUCAGGAGUCGUCCCAGCCGAUCAUCGUCGCGGAAUCUCUCGAGAGAGCGGGAUACUUCGAGGCCGCUGCGCAGGCCUUACAGCUUCUGCAACCGCGAGGCUUCACCAUCACAUCUGUGUUCUGGAGGAGACGCGAAGAACUCGAGUUGAAAUGGUGUAACUCUCUAUGCGAAAGGAUCCUCGAGCAGGAAUCACGGGGGGAUUUCGACGGGGCUGGCCGCGAGACGGAGAGUCUGGCCGCAACGUACGAUCGGGGAUGCUUCGCGCACCUGGAAACAAUGGCCGUUGGCGAAAUCGAAGCGAUAAUCGAAUGUUUCCGCUGCAGAGUUAAGCAUGCGAGAAGCAGAGACUGGAGUUCCGCGGCAAAAGAGGUAGAUCACAUGAGUGACAUCUUGAAGACGACUUCCAGCUUGCGGCUCUCUCUCAAAGCAAAAGCCUUAUAUGAGCUGAAAAGGGCUUUUGAUGCUAGAGGGACUUAA
Molecule: messenger RNA, 4953 nt
Organism: Cyphellophora europaea CBS 101466
Lineage: Eukaryota; Fungi; Ascomycota; Eurotiomycetes; Chaetothyriales; Cyphellophoraceae
Exons: 1
Coding region: 1-4953 (1650 amino acids)
Source: RefSeq, a predicted model, not a curated record